Oldenlandia corymbosa var. corymbosa is the source of this 531-nucleotide messenger RNA. The record is from the annotation of a GenBank genome assembly. NCBI's taxonomy places the organism in Eukaryota, Viridiplantae, Streptophyta, Magnoliopsida, Gentianales, Rubiaceae.
AUGCAGAACAUCAAGGAGAAAGCCGCAAAUGUUGCCGCCACGGCGAAAUCCGGCAUGGAUAAAACCAAAGCCGCUGUCCAGGAGAAGGUGGAGAGGAUGACAGCCCACAACCCAACGGAGAAAGAGAUGGCGACGGAAAGGAAAGAGGAAAAGAUCAACCAGGCCGAGUGGAACAAGCGGGAGGCAAUGGAGCAUAACGCGGCGGCGAAGCACGCCAACACCCACACCGUCGGCGGGAAUCCGCACACUUACACCGCCACAGGACAGCCAGGACACACCGCAGCCGCCGGGGCGGGUGGUCCUCACACUUAUUCCACCACGGGCAAGCAUGGACACCCGACCGGGACCCACCAGAUGUCGGCGUUGCCCGGACACGGCACCGGGGAGCCAGCCGGGAAUGUGGUCGAAGGAGUGAUCAAGUCGCACCCGAUCGGGACCGCCACCGGGACGACUAGGCCGAGCGCGGCUCAUAACACUCAUGUGGGACCGGGUACCAACCAGGGUUACGGCACUGGUGGUACUUACAGUUAA